AUGGAUUCCAAGUCUAGUAAUCAAGAUCUGCGUCCACUGGCAAGCGAACAAUGGUGGGAACUCUAUGACAUGAACACUCAGCGUCACUACUACCACAAUGUUCGCUCCGGUAGAACGGAGUGGCAUCGCCCCUCUUCUGGAGAUGUCAUUCCGCUCUCAAAUUUACAAUUGAUCAAGCAGUUUGCCAAUUCGGGGGGCACCAUGGACAAGGACAUUGGUGUGAUGCACCGAUAUAGGCUCUGCCCCACCGGUGGUGCUCGCAACUCCAUUCACAUGACUCCACAGGAUCACCGCAAGAUGUCCUCACCGGUGAGCGCCACACCGCCCGUAUCCUCGCGUCAUCCCGUUGCUCCAAGUCCCGGCCGGCCCGUCUCGCACCGUCGGCGUAAUUCACAGCCUACGCACUCCGCUCCCGCUGUCACGUGUCACGCGUCGCUACAGCAGCAGUCGUUGACCCGAUGUGCAGCAGCCAGUUCGCUCUCAGUGACAGCAAACCAGCGGGUUACGGAAUGGCUCCGCUCGGCAGGAUCACUACCUGAGGAGGCGGAGGAUGAGGCAACAUAUUUUCAGCAUCAGAAGGCUUUUGCAUCAUCGGUGGCUACACAAACGCCUCAAACACGCUGGAACACUGCCCGUGGUAUCCCGACUACCGUCUUCCAGCCUCAUCCUCCCUUGACAACUCGGCGUACCGUCUCUAACCGGCAAAUGUCUCCAUCCAUCACCACUCCCUACGAUCGUCGCAUAGUUUCCAUGGUUCCAGCACCCCCACCCCCGCCUCCAUUGCACGGUCGCACGUCUGUGGACAGCAAUGCCGCCGUUAUUGCAACACAGGAAAGUGCCUUCGCCAACCUCCUCUAUGACAUGUCCUGCAAUGUAGUGACUCCUCAACACCAACAACAGCAGAAUCUAUCCACGACGGCUGUGAACGCCGAGAUGGCCGCACUGGCGCUCACACCGCGUGCGAUUCCUCGAACGAAUCCGCAUGCAGUGGUGACAGCCGGCACGAUGCCACGUCUGUCCUCCGCCAAGCCACACCUGCCAUCGCUGCAGCCGCCAUUGCCGAUAGCAGUGGUGGGAGCAACGGUGGGGGCACCGACGAAACUGAAGAACGGAACCGGGGCAGUGUCUGUAACGGGGGUGGUCUCUUCCUCGCCUGACACGGAGAUUACUACCAACUCGGCAUCUGCAUCAGCUUCCGCAUCGUAUUCGAGUGAUAGUGAACCGGAGGAGAAGGAGCCUCAGGCGAUGUGUAAGGAGGCGCCGAUGUCAGCUAAUGAUGUGUCAACCUACUCGAAAGAGGAUAUAUUCGAGCAGCAUCCUUUCCGGCCAGCUGCAGACCUUCCAGUGGACGAGUACACCUUCACCGUGCCUAGACAACAGCAACAAUGCCACUCACAAGCCAUAUUUCACAACCAGCACUGCCUACCAGAGACGCACAACAACUGGAGCCUCCUCUCCCACCAACACCAACAGCAGCCGCAUUCGAUGGUGUUGAUGGAUGAUGCGGACCAAGCUCCACCGACACCACCGCCGCGUCUCGCUUCGGCGAUGAAUACCAUGCAACUCAGUAGGGUUCCAAGAACAACGUCUGCAGCUGCAACCACAACGCUGCCCGUGGAUAGUGCGACCUGGCAGAAUCUCGAUAUUCCUCUGGCAUCAGGAUUUCUUCCUCGAAAUCAUCCCUUUCGCCAACCACUGAAACAACCCUCCUACACUAAUCCUGCCUUGAACACUGUCGCCAGUGCAGAAGACGAUACCCCGGAGGAUUCAGGUCUUAUCCAUACCUCUACACGUUCCCUCCUCUCCGCGUCCUCAUCCGCCCACGAAGGUGCAGGAGGGGGUACAACAGGAUCCACCCACUCACCUUUCUCGACCAGUGCUGCCCCCCUCCACCCGCGCCGCUCCGCUUCGGGGGGUUUCAUCGGUCCCGCCGAUUCGGAGGUCGCCUCGCUGUCCUCUUCCUCUGCUACCGCCACCGCUGCCAGGCCGUCUUUCGAUCAGCCGACCAGCGUCGUCAGCACUUCUGCUACCAUCGCAUGCUCGGGAAGUACACAUUUUGCGCUGAUCUCGGGACCCUAUUUGUGGCCCAAAAACCUUCUCAGGCAGGGCCAGGACUGCACUGCGCUUAUGAGUUGGACAAAGGUCGCAUUCUCUAAACGGCUGCUAGCGGCGACAGAUAAGAGUUUACAAAAGCAUAUAUCGGAGAACUUCAAAUUGAUCCAGUCCUUUAUGGGUGACCGCAGCGCAAAGCUAAGCAAACCUGACCUCGCCUCCAUUAUCGUCCAACGUGCUCUCUCCACCCCAGGCGUCCGCGACGAGCUCUACGCUCAGCUGUGUAAACAGACCACCGGCAACUACAACGCUGACAGCCUGAUGCGCGGAUGGGAGCUUAUCUGCAUUUGUCUCUACUUCUUCCCCCCAAACAAAGUCUUCCGUGACCCGCUGCACGCCUACCUUACGACACGGAGUGAAGCUCUUUCAAUUGCCCUCGCUCCGCCUCCACUUUCCUCCUCCAUUAGCUCCACUGCAGCCAACGCCACGAACGACACUCCAGCUCUCCGCCCUGGACCUAGCUUGGCGGCAGCGGCGGCUCUGGCUGCUGGUAGCGACCCCACCGGUCUCAUCGCCGCUCCCGUCACCCCAGCCUUCGGUGUGCCGCUUGCUGACACCGGCGGCGGUGGUGGUGAAAAUAUCUGCGAGACGAGCGCUGAUCCCGCGCUCUCCAGUGAAUUUCCUUACGGGCCGUGGGUGAAGCUGUCGGCACUUCACUUUACUCGUGCUGCACCGAGAUGGUUCAUGCGUUCGGUGGCGUUGGGAGCAGUGCGGUCAUCAAUACCACCCUCGAAGGAGGAAUUACUUCAUGUUAAGGACUUCCUUCUCAAACCAGGCAUUUUUGGAAGCAGUUUGGAGGAGAUGAUGAAGAUCCAAUCCUGCCGCUUUCCCUCACUCCGUCUACCUUGGAUCCAGAUCUUUCUCACUGAGGAGCUUCUGCGUCUCAAUGGUGCCAAAGCUGAGGGUAUCUUUCGUGUGUCUGCCGACCAAGACGUGUUGACUUCCGUUCGGUUCCAGCUUGAGAAGCUAUUCGAGGUUUUCCGCGUGCUUGAAGUGGCUUCCCGUGACCCCAUUUCCACCUUCACCAUCGUCCGUCCCCCACCAAGAGGCUGGAGCCACUCUCAACAGGUCUUCUCCCCAGAACCGGCUUCUACUACCCUCUCUGCACCCACUCCUACUACCCCCACCCACAAUGCCCUCCUUCACUGCCCCGCUCUCACUGGUCCUUUCUCCCUCCCCCUCAAACCCUCUCCCAUUCCUUCUCGCCCCGCCGAGUACAUGCUCCUUACGCCUCGCUCCCUUUGGCCUGGCGAUCUGACUGGCUUCAGAGAGGCGGCCGGUGGUAGCACUGCCGUAGGCUGUGGAGGUAGCGAGAAGGGCUCUUUCCUCGACCCACAUCUCGCUGCGGCUCUUCUUAAACUUUGGCUGCGUGAGAUGGCAACCCCGCUGGUCCCGCCCGCACUGACUGUAGAGGUCUUUGCUGCGGCAGUCGAGGCAGAGUCCUUUGAGAAGUCGGUGGGAGCAGCAGUGCCAGGUGCGGAACCGAUUGAGAAGUGCUGCGCCAUGGUGCGACGUCUGCCAGGAAUCAAUCGCAGGGUGCUACUUUAUCUCAUCAAGCUGUGCCAGCACCUGGUACGCCCGGAGAAUGCGUGCACCUCCCUGAUGGACGCGCGCAAUUUGGCCACCGUGAUCGCACCCAAUCUCUUCCGCUCGGCCUCCAACAAUCCUAGCGAGCUGCUCAAUUCGGUGCAGUCACAGACUGCCUUCACGCGCCUCCUCAUUUGCCACCUUAAUGUGGAUGCUGAAGCCGCUCUGCUGAAUGCUUCGGCAGUGGAGGCGGACUACGAGGUGGAGACAGUGGUGGAGGAUAAAUGGGAAUUUAAGGGAGCUGACAAAAUCGGCGAUUAUAAGGUGACCAAAAAGUUCCUACGGCUGUCCACACAGCUGGCUGCAAUGAUCUGCACCUGGUCGAGACUUGAGAAUCCAAACAAUCAUUUAUGCCUGCGUAUUUUACGCCAUGAACUUACGUUUGUCCAUCGAGCACGGGACUCAACAUUGUACGCUCUACCCUAUUCCUCCCCAUUUAAGCCCAACCUCAUACCAAAAGGUGCUGAUUGA
This is a messenger RNA of Echinococcus granulosus, 4170 nucleotides long. RefSeq lists its product as hypothetical. Bases 1 to 4170 code for a protein of 1389 amino acids. NCBI's taxonomy places the organism in Eukaryota, Metazoa, Platyhelminthes, Cestoda, Cyclophyllidea, Taeniidae. The record is from RefSeq and is a predicted model, not a curated record. Gene Ontology annotation, cellular component: cytoskeleton; cytoplasm. Gene Ontology annotation, molecular function: GTPase activator activity; protein binding. Gene Ontology annotation, biological process: signal transduction. The transcript has 15 exons.